GCCACAGUGUGAGUGUGAGUUUGACAUGCAAACACCAGGCAGAGAUUUUAACCAUCAAAGUAGUCACUACUUCUCAGCAGACAUGGUGGACACCCAGCAGCUCCUCGCCUGGCCUGUCGGUUUCAGUCUGAGCGCGGUGGACCUGUCAGAGCUGGACGACAGCUCCCACUCCCUCGACAUGAAGCAUUUGUCUACGUUAGACUACGCCUCCAUCUCCUCCUCCUCCAUCCAGUCCUCCCUGUCUCCUCCGCUCGUAUCCUCCAUCUCCUCUGCCGGUGUGGCCUAUGACCCUAGUCCGCCGCAGCACGAAGAACAACUGACCAACAUGGACUACACAAACAUGCACAAUUACAGGACGGAGCCGCACACACACAAUUUGAUCAAGCUGGAGCCGGAGUCGCCUCCACAGUACUCUGACAGUCCUGUAUUCUCUAAGCUCCAGGACGAUACAUCGACAGCAGCGCUGAACAUCGAGUGUCGAGUGUGUGGAGACAAAGCUUCGGGGUUUCACUAUGGUGUCCAUGCCUGCGAGGGCUGUAAGGGUUUCUUCAGACGCACCAUCAGGUUAAAGUUGGUGUAUGAUCACUGUGAUCUUCACUGUCGCAUUCACAAGAAGUCCCGCAACAAAUGCCAAUACUGUCGUUUCCAAAAGUGCCUUAAUGUCGGCAUGUCACACAACGCCAUUCGUUUUGGCCGAAUGCCGCAAGCAGAAAAGGAGAAACUGCUGGCUGAGUUCUCAUCUGACAUGGUGCACAUGCACCCAGAGGCAGCAGAUCUGAGGGCUCUGUCCCGGCAUCUGUACGAAGCCUAUCUGAAAUACUUCCCCCUCACCAAGGCCAAGGCCAGGGCCAUCCUCUCUGGGAAGGCCGGAGACAUUGUGCCUUUUGUCAUCCAUGACAUGAAGUCUCUUAUGGAGGGAGAGCAGUUUAUUAACUGUAGACAGAUACCAAACCAGGAGCCCCACCAACAGCAGGAGUCCGCCCUAACAGCUGGACACGGAGGUAAUGUGGGAGGUCACCCGGGGUCAGAGUAUGGCUAUUUGGGAAUGACAAGCAUCAGCGGACAGGCGCCGUCAGACGCUCUGGAGCUUCGUUUCUUUCACAGCUGUCAGUCACGUUCAGCCGAAGCAGUUAGAGAGGUUACAGAGUUUGCUAAGAGUAUUCCAGGAUUCAUCGAUCUCGAUCUCAAUGAUCAGGUAACUUUGCUGAAAUACGGUGUGAUUGAAGUCUUAAUUAUAAUGAUGGCACCUCUGAUGAACAAAGACGGGACCCUGAUCUCCUACGGACAGAUCUUCAUGACGCGGGAGUUCCUAAAGAGUCUCAGGAAACCUUUCUGUCAAAUGAUGGAACCAAAGUUUGAGUUCUCAGUCAAGUUCAACACGCUGGAGCUGGACGACAGCGACAUGGCGCUGUUUCUGGCUGUCAUUAUCCUCAGCGGUGACCGUCCGGGCCUGCUGAACGUGAAGCCCAUCGAGCAGCUCCAGGAGACGGUGCUCCACUCGCUGGAGCUGCAGCUGAAACUAAACCACCCAGACUCUCUGCAGCUAUUCGCCAAGCUGCUCCAGAAAAUGACCGACCUGCGUCAGAUCGUCACCGACCACGUCCACCUCAUCCAACUGCUGAAGAAGACGGAGGUGGACAUGUGCUUACACCCGCUGCUGCAGGAGAUCAUGAAGGACUUGUAUUAGAAUUCAACAGGAGAAAAAGGGGCCACGCAGAGAAAGAGGAAUGAAAAGAGAUUUUAUUUUUAAAAUCAUGACUUGUGAAAUUGUAAUGAUGAGGCACUUUGUGCUGCUGGUGUGUUGAAAUAAAGGGAGGUAGCCAGACAGGCUGACUGAAAUUGAGAAAGACAUGAGGAAGAACAGGAAGAGAGAAAUCAAGGGGAGAAAGACAGAAUCUUUGUGUUCUAUCUCGUCUAGACAGCAGCGCAUGAAUAACAUGCGGCGCACAGUCAUUUAGCGACUGCUGAGCCUGGACAUUUUGUAAAUGAGUCGGUUGCCAACUUAAACAAGAAACUACCACCGAUUGCACCAACCAGGACGAGCAAAAGAGAGGGGACUUUCUUAUUGGCAAAGCUGAAGCUUAAAAUGGCAAGUGCUCAACACAUCCUGCUUCAACUGCCUUCAGGAGAAAUCACUGUGAAUAUUUUUUACACCACGCGUCACACAGUAGAUACAGUAUGUCAGCCCUUACUUACUCCCAACUCGUGAAAUGCCGCCGCUUUGUCAGUGAUUUUGGCAUCAGAUACCGACACACAGAGGCAUCCUUUGCUGUGGUAUAAUACACAGCAAGCGGCUUUUUUUGCUGCAGCUGGCCGCAUCCAUACUCUUUAAAUACUGCCGCUUUGUCUGUGGAUGUUGGCAUUGGACACAGACGCAUUGAGACACUCUUCACUGCAAUAUUGAUCAGAGAUGUGUACUAAAACCUGGUGUUAAACGAGCCCCGAUGCCGGAUUAUUUAAGACCAUAAUGCGGGUCUGCUACUUAUAUUUAAGAAAAGAAGGCUUUUUAUUGUUUAUUUAGGUUACAUAAAUGUUUUUUUGUACUGUUUUUAUCUCACCAACUUCGAUUCUAAGUUGCAGUAUAUUAAGACAUUCGUCUAUGAUGCAUUUUCGCUCUUCAGUCCGGAGGAGAGUUCUCUGUGUGUCGGCGCUUGCAGCUACUUAGUUCAUCUCUCGUCACCACUUUAAUUUCUGGUAUGUUAUAGUCUAUCAUAGUGAGUUGAUCAAAAUUUCUUCUUCUUUAUUUUCGCUUAAAGGAGAUACCCAAAAGAACUGAUGAGAGUAUUGUUAAAAUACCGGAUCGAUAAGUAGUAUCGCUAAGAGUAGUACUGUUAAAAUCUUAAGAUAUGCAGCAGGUGGUGGCUAUUUCUGACGCAGCCAGAAAUUAGCAUUAAGGGUGAGAAACUCCAUACAGGGUGGGUGGAAGAGGAGGUGCAUGGUUCAAAAAACACUGGACUUUAACUCAGGAGCCCGCUGUUUGUUUCCUGUGUGAAACGGAAAGUUGUAGAGUUAUUUUAGAGCAGUGUGUAGCAUGCUACGCUAGUAACGCAUGUCGCAUAUGUAUGCCACAUCCAGUGACAUUAUGUAAGUAAGAACCAUAACCGUAAACCUAAAGGAAAAGGAAAGGGAAUGUACCUGAAAAUUAAGUGUUUUACCUACUUUUUUACUUUUUAAAGUUUAUUUUGAAAAAGUUUGUAUGCAAGCAACAAGCAGAAAUUGCACAUUUCCUGCACAAACGGAAAUCUAUGUUCAAAAGCCGCAGUGCAAGUAACAAGCGUUAAUUGAGAGGCCCUCUGUGAACGCCCAAAACCAAUGCAGGAGGGUACCUAAUGCAUCAAAUUUUGACGUUCAGGUCCACUGACAAAGUGGUGGUAUUUGAUGAGUCGGACGAGGACGUGUUAAGUAUGUGUUGUUUAUGUGCAGCUUAUGUACGUUACAACCGCCACAGGCAGCAGCCGUGUGUACGUGCUUCAAUACCUCUGUGAACACUCACAAAAAUGCAUGAAUGCCCGUGUGCACUCACACAAACACACACACACACACACACACACACACACACACACACACACACACACAAAACAAUGCACAGACAGCCGUGUUCUGUUUGGCAUCAGGGUGACGGUGCUAUCUCUUUUUAAUCAGCUUUAUCCAAAGACAGAAAUCAGAUUAUUGCCUGUAACAUAUUUUAGUCUCGGCCACCUGCAGAAACUGUGAGAAAGUGAGAAGCCGACAAAGUGAGUGAAUGCCUUUGAAAAUAGACACGUCACACAUGUAUAAUGUAUAUUCAUAUGUAUUAUUUUUGUAUGGAUGAAACUGUAAAACGCUUUUCAGCUAUUUGAAAUUCUUUAAAAGUGGUUAUAAAUUUUAAUAUGAAAUUGUUUUUUAUCUAUGCAAAGUGUCCAAGUCUGAUCAAUCAGAUCUUUGUUGGGUUUUUUUUGGGGGGGGGGGUUCUCAGACAAAGGGAUUGGAUUAAUACAAGUGGGGGAAAAAAUUGUUGUAAA
Molecule: messenger RNA, 4001 nt
Organism: Plectropomus leopardus (leopard coralgrouper)
Lineage: Eukaryota; Metazoa; Chordata; Actinopteri; Perciformes; Serranidae
Gene: pparg
Product: peroxisome proliferator-activated receptor gamma
Biological process (GO): positive regulation of fatty acid metabolic process; negative regulation of cholesterol storage; fatty acid metabolic process
Cellular component (GO): nucleus
Molecular function (GO): DNA-binding transcription repressor activity, RNA polymerase II-specific; RNA polymerase II cis-regulatory region sequence-specific DNA binding; nuclear receptor activity
Source: RefSeq, a predicted model, not a curated record